GGAACCACACCCGAGUAGACGUUCGGCAUCCCCACGGGCCACGCCGCCCGCGAAAAGAGAGGGGGGAUAGGAGACGACGACGCGUUGAAGACCGAACCACCCCGCAGCCCGGCCGAUGCAUACUGGAGCGGGAAAAUUAUAUGGCGGGAGAAUUUGGCGCCAUCUCUUCCACUUCCCGCCCCGUCCUCCCUAUUUAUCUCCCGGAACAACCUCGUCGCCUCAAUUCCUCAAAUCAAACCCCUCCUCCACAACUCCCUUUCUCCCGUAGCCGCCGCCCAAGAAUCCCCACAUCCAUCGCCAUGGCCGCCACCAACGGCGCCGCUGCCGACUCUGUGCAGGAACCGCCUCACAAGAUCACCAAGAUCGCGCCCCUGCUCAAGGUGAAGAAGCUCUCCGAAAAGGCCAUCCUGCCGUCCCGCGGAUCCGCCUCUGCCGCCGGCUACGACCUCUCCAGCGCGGCGGACGCGGUCGUUCCGGCCAGGGGAAAGGCGUUGGUGCCUACUGACCUCAGCAUCGCCAUCCCGGAAGGCACCUACGCGCGCGUCGCGCCAAGGUCAGGGCUAGCGUUGAAGCAUUCCAUCGACGUGGGCGCUGGAGUGAUCGACGCGGAUUACCGUGGCCCGGUGGGCGUCGUGCUCUUCAACCACUCGGAGGUGGACUUCGUUGUGAAGCCUGGCGACCGCAUCGCGCAGAUGAUCAUCGAGGUUAUCGUGACGCCAGAGGUCGCUGAGGUGGAGGACCUCGACGCCACCGUCAGGGGAGAGGGAGGCUUCGGGUCCACUGGCGUCUGAACUCUGAACCUUGCUAGUUUUACCUCUAGAGUCCUGCUCUGUUUGGGAUGGUUAUGGAACCCUUGGUGUCUUUUGAUGCUUGCGUGCGUGUGAUGAAGAAUGGAAUCUUAUGAUCUCUUCCUAGAGAAGAUUGUGUUUCGUCCAUUAAUGCUGCAAAUGAUAAGAUGGUUGUGAUCGGAGUUUGUCUGCA
This is a messenger RNA of Brachypodium distachyon (stiff brome), 981 nucleotides long. Its product is annotated as deoxyuridine 5'-triphosphate nucleotidohydrolase. Gene Ontology annotation, biological process: dUMP biosynthetic process; dUTP catabolic process. The record is from RefSeq and is a predicted model, not a curated record. Gene Ontology annotation, molecular function: dUTP diphosphatase activity; magnesium ion binding. NCBI's taxonomy places the organism in Eukaryota, Viridiplantae, Streptophyta, Magnoliopsida, Poales, Poaceae.